AUGGAUAAAGAGACUGAUCAGAAGAACUCGCAGAGACUUGCCCGGGUACGUGAGAAUCAGCGCAAGAGUCGAGCGAGGAAGCAGGAAUAUGUGCGAGAAUUGGAACAGCGCAUAGGAGCCUGUAAUGAGGAAGCACAGCAGAAAGAUAUCGAAAAUAGGUUAAAAAUCCAGAAAAUUGAGGCAGAGAACCGUCACCUUCGAACUUUGUUGCGCUCGCUGGGAGUGUCCUCGGACCUCGUUCAACGAUAUGUUCAGUUGGCCAGUGAAGGAGCCGCGGUUGAUCGCAAAGUUGCAAUACCCGCAAUUUCACGAUCGAAGGAUAUAAAUGACUCCGAGUCAACCUCACAAAAAGCAACCAAGUCCGAAUCAUCUCUUACCCCGGAGCCGCUCAAAACACCAGCAUCAGAGGCCCAAGAAGAUCCAUCACCACCACACGAGAAUAUCACAAAUCCAUCAUUAUGUGGAUGUUCUACGGAGGAACAAAUCGCAAACUCAUGGCCAUCUGAUGAUAAUUUAUUGAACACGACACUUUGCUCUAUCGCAGACGACCUGGUCCGCCAAUAUAAUGCUCGUGGUACGGAUAUAGACGAAAUCCGACACAGGCUUUGGGCCGGCUUUAGAAGAGGACAGUCAGGCGAUGGCUGCCGCGUGCAAAAUAACAUCUUGUUUCAAGUGCUGGACGAGAUUAGCAAUGGGAUUUGA
Molecule: messenger RNA, 702 nt
Organism: Penicillium malachiteum
Lineage: Eukaryota; Fungi; Ascomycota; Eurotiomycetes; Eurotiales; Aspergillaceae
Product: bZIP transcription factor
Exons: 2
Coding region: 1-702 (233 amino acids)
Source: RefSeq, a predicted model, not a curated record